AUGGCUUCCCCGAAGCUCGCGACGCUGGCGCUGGCCGUGCUCCUGGCGGCGACCGUGGUGGCUCCGCCCGCCGCGGUGCGCGCCGCGAUGUCGUGCUCCACGGUGUACAGCACGCUGAUGCCGUGCCUGCCGUUCGUCCAGAUGGGCGGGGCGAUGCCGCCCCAGCCGUGCUGCGGCGGGAUCCGCAGCCUGCUGGCGCAGGCCGACAACACCCCCGACCGCCGCACCAUCUGCGGCUGCCUCAAGAACGUCGCCAACGGCGCCAACGGCAGCGGCACCUACAUCAGCCGCGCCGCCGCGCUGCCCAGCAAGUGCGGCGUCUCCCUGCCCUACAAGAUCAGCACCAACGUCAACUGCAACACGAUUAACUGA
Molecule: messenger RNA, 372 nt
Organism: Miscanthus lutarioriparius
Lineage: Eukaryota; Viridiplantae; Streptophyta; Magnoliopsida; Poales; Poaceae
Source: the annotation of a GenBank genome assembly